This is a messenger RNA of Pipistrellus kuhlii (Kuhl's pipistrelle), 4361 nucleotides long. It is a transcript of the gene LZTS3, whose product is annotated as leucine zipper tumor suppressor family member 3. Gene Ontology annotation, cellular component: dendritic spine. Gene Ontology annotation, biological process: regulation of dendritic spine morphogenesis. Lineage: Eukaryota; Metazoa; Chordata; Mammalia; Chiroptera; Vespertilionidae. The record is from RefSeq and is a predicted model, not a curated record. The transcript has 5 exons. Bases 518 to 2545 code for a protein of 675 amino acids.
CGCUGAGAGAGUGGAAUUUCACAAAAGCAGUGUGGACUGGCUUGAUGGUGAACUUUCCAGCCACCUAGGGCUGUAAUUCCUUGGUGUGGCGGCCAGGAGACUCUGAAGGGCAACAGUUUUGUCAGGCUCCGCUGGACACGACCUUAGAAGCGGCCACCUGGGUAGAAGACAGUGUGAGGAAUGCUCAAGGGGCUGUGGGGUGCCACCUGGACCCCUUCACCUUGGUAGAGGAGUGCUCUUGGCCUGGUUUCUGAUGGCAGUAAGGGCGGAAGAAGACUGCAGUCCAGGAUGGCUCUGCCGGUCUGUCCAAAGGCACUCAGCUGGUUCCGGCCGAGCUCCGACUUCCCGAGUGAGGCGCAUGACCCCUGCAUACCGGGCCUCCAGGGGCCCCAGGCUUGAGGGCCUGCCGUCCCCCACCCCCUUGGAAAGGCCAGGAGAGGAGCCUGUGCUGGUCUAGAGCCUCCACUUCUGCCCUGGACUGCAACACCUUAGUGCCCCCCACUCUCCCGGUUCAAUCAUGGCGAAGCUGGAGACACUACCUGUGCGGGCUGACUCAGGGCGGGAUCCCCUUCUGGCCUUUGCCCCACGGCCCUCUGAGCUCGGACCCCCAGACCCUCGUCUGGCCAUGGGCAGCGUGGGCAGUGGAGUGGCCCACGCCCAGGAGUUCGCCAUGAAGAGCGUGGGCACCCGCACAGGGGGUGGGGGCAGCCAGGGCCCUCGAGCUGGAGGCAGUGGGGCCAGCAGGGAGAGGCCAGGCCGCUACCCGUCUGAGGACAAGGCUCUCGCCAACUCCCUCUACCUCAACGGCGAGCUGCGGGGCAGCGACCACACGGACGUCUGUGGCAACGUGGUGGGCAGCAGUGGUGGCAGCAGCAGCAGCAGCAGCAGUGACAAGGCCCCACCACAGUAUCGCGAGCCCAGCCACCCACCUAAGCUCCUGGCCACCUCUGGCAAGCUAGACCAGUGCUCAGAGCCGCUAGUUCGGCCUUCCGCCUUCAAGCCUGUUGUACCCAAGAACUUCCACUCCAUGCAGAACUUGUGUCCCCCACAGACCAGCGGGACCCCUGAGGGACGACAGGGUCCUGGGGGCCUCAAGGGUGGACUGGACAAGUCUCGGACCAUGACCCCAUCGGGCGGGGGUGGGGGCAGCCUCUCAGACUCCGGCCGGAACUCCCUCACAAGCCUGCCCACCUACAGCUCCAACUACAGCCAGCACGUGGCGCCCCUCAGCGCCUCCACCAGCCACAUUAACCGCAUCGGCACUGCCAGCUACGGCGGUGGCAGUGGCAGUGGCACGGGCAGUAGCGGCGGCGGGUCGGGCUACCAGGACCUGGCCACCUCUGACAGUGGGCGGGCCUCUAGCAAGAGCGGGUCCUCCUCCUCCAUGGGGCGGUCUGGCCACCUGGGAGCGGGCGAGGGCGGAGGAGGUGGAGGCCUGCCGUUUUCGGCCUGCUCACCACCCUCGCCCAGUGCUCUGAUCCAGGACCUCGAGGAGCGGCUGUGGGAGAAGGAGCAGGAGGUGGCCGCCCUGCGCCGGAGCCUGGAGCAGAGCGAGGUGGCGGUGGCCCAGGUUCUGGAGGAGCGGCAGAAGGCGUGGGAGCGGGAGCUGGCCGAGCUGCGGCAGGGCUGCAGCGGGAAGCUGCAGCAGGUGGCCCGCCGCGCCCAGCGCGCUCAGCAGGGCCUGCAGCUGCAGGUGUUGCGGCUGCAGCAGGACAAGAAGCAGCUGCAGGAGGAGGCAGCCCGGCUGAUGCGACAACGGGAAGAGCUCGAGGACAAGGUGGCCGCCUGCCAGAAGGAGCAGGCCGACUUCCUGCCCCGGAUGGAGGAAACUAAGUGGGAGGUGUGCCAGAAGGCCGGGGAGAUUUCCCUCCUGAAGCAGCAGCUGAAGGACUCGCAGGCGGAUGUGUCCCAGAAGCUGAGUGAGAUCGUGGGGCUGCGCUCCCAGCUGCGGGAGGGCCGGGCCUCGCUGCGGGAGAAGGAGGAGCAGCUGCUCAGCCUGAGGGACUCCUUCAGCAGCAAGCAGGCCAGCCUGGAGCUGGCCGAGGGGGAGCUGCCUGCCGUCAAGCCGGCGCUGACCCCCGCGGACCCCGCCGCCGCCGCCGCUGAGCCGCAGGACGCGCUGGCCUCCUGCGAGAGCGACGAGGCCAAGAUGCGCCGGCAGGCGGGCGUGGCCGCCGCCGCCUCCUCCGUCUCCCUGGACGGGGAGGUGGAUGCGGGUGGGGAGAGCGGGACGCGGGCCCUGCGGCGGGAGGUGGGGCGGCUGCAGGCCGAGCUGGCAGCCGAGCGGCGAGCCCGGGAGCGCCAGGGGGCCAGCUUCGCGGAGGAGCGCCGCGUGUGGCUGGAGGAGAAGGAGAAGGUCAUCGAGUACCAGAAGCAGCUGCAGCUGAGCUACGUGGACAUGUACCAGCGCAACCAGCAGCUGGAGCGGCGGCUGCGUGAACGCGGGGCCGCGGGGGGUGCCAGCACACCCACCCCCCAACAUGGCGAGGAGAAGAAAGCCUGGACCCCCUCCCGCCUGGAACGCAUCGAGUCCACAGAAAUCUGAUCCCUGAUCUGGGCUUGGGACUUUUGACAAAUGCCCCGUCAAAGGCCAGAGCCCCCCUGUGUCCCGCCCCCGCCCCCAACAUCUCUCUUCCCCAGGUUUCCCGUAUCCCCAGACCAAAGAGGUUCUCAAAGCAGCUGUGACCAGGUCCCUUCCCUUCCUGCACUGAGUGCCCUCCUAGCUCUACUGUUGUCCCUCUGGGCAACCCACUGGGCCCUCCUCCCAAAGAGGGAACAGCGAGAGGGCAAAGCGAGCGAGCGAGCGAGCGGGGAUUAGGGCCCGGGCUCCCUUUGUUGGCACUCCCUUGUUGGAGAUGGAGGUGGCAGGCCUGUGUGCCCUGAGGUGCCCCAGCCCCUCGUGGGGUUGGCUACUCUGUGUCCAGUAAUGUUCGCUGUGCUCGCCUCCUAGGCCAUGUAACCUGAGGGGGUCUGCUGAAACUGAUAGGCCUUGGGCUCCUGGUCGCUCUCCUUCCUGCACUAUUCUCCCUUCCUGGGCAGAUGGGCAGGACAAGUGGGAGCAGAUGGCCUGCCUGCGGUUGAGAGGGCUACCUGCCCAGCCCCUCCCCACCAAGGUCUCUUGGGCUCAGGCCUCAGAGCCUGGCUUGGUCUGAGUGUGUGUCCAUAAGUGUGCGUUGAGGGAGGGUAGGGCUGGGGCUGGAGGCCCAGUGGGUCCAGGAAAGAUUUGCCCUCCUGUUCCUGGAAGGGUCACCUGGAGGCUUCUAAGCACUCCCUCCCCACACCCCUUCCAGGCCACAAUCCAAGGGCAAUAGCCUCACCUGAUUGGCUUGCCCCACACACAGGGCCACUGUCUGGUUCUAACUACAGCUAUUAAGUGCUACCUGCCUCUCAGGCACUCCCUCACCCAGUCCUGAGGUCAUGAGUGUCUGUGAUGUCUUUCCCACUCCAUUCCCCCAGCCUCUUGCUUUCAGCUCAGAACAUCGUUGUCACCUCUUCCCUCAAAACUCACCUUCUCUUCCAGUAGAAAUUUCUGCUUGAUAUUUGGUGCAUUCACUGCCCACUUCCAAGCUCCACUGGGCCCAAACCUGAGCCUGAGGCCCUGGUUUUGGGGGCGGAGGGUGUGAUUGCCCUUGAAUGACAAGGCUGACGUUUGGGUUCCCAGGGCCCUGAGGUAGUCCAGGGAAGGCCUGCCAUGGCCAUCCGUGGGGUUGGGGCAGCCAACGUGACUUCCUCCUCUGUGGGCCCUCUGAGAGUCCAUCUCCCCAAGGUAGGAAGGGAAAGGCAAAUUUCUAAUUCACCAGCAAUAAAAAUUGGAGGAGGCUUGGCCCUUAGCCCUUGUAUUUCUCUCUUUUUCACUCUCUUUCUCCCGCCCCCAAGACUAGGUUUGGGGACAGGGUGGAGAGAGCUGGCAACUACUGUGAGCAAGUCCUCUAACCCCUGACCAGCUUCCUCCCAUGACUGGUGACUGUUUAACAAGCUGUGCAUCCCCUAUGAAAUCAGGAGUGCCUCUCCGGGUGGCCUCUAUCUCUUUGCACAGCCCCUUCCUGUGGCCCUCACCAGAUCUCUGGGUUGGGGGCCCAUUCUGGCAAUCACUGCCGAUUCCACUCACCCCUCAGUGUACCUGUCCCAGAAUCUGGGCCUGGGCCAGAGGGGCAGGGGGAAGAGAAGGCAUUAGUAGGAAAAAAAAAAUUUUAAAAUAAAAAAAUAUAUAUUAACAGACUCAGCUUUGGGACUUCCAACUACAAAAUAAAUUAUAUAUAAAUAUAAAUAUAUAUAUAAAUAUAUAUCUCUACCAUAUGUGAUGGAAAGACUUUGUUUUCUUUUCCCAAAGAAAUAAAAUGGAGAAAGCCUCUUGAGCGGCA